AUGCCCUCAUCGGAGGAGGAAAGCCAGUGGCUCGUUGGCAGCGGUCUCGCUCCCACCGGCGGCAGUGCGACGAAAACGGGUACCAGCGAGCGCGGCCUCAACACUAGGAUCAGCCUCUACACCGAGGAGAUGACUACGCAGCCGGCGAACGUUCCCACGGCCGGCGUGAACGCGGCCUCGGCCGAUUCGGCGGAGCACGAUCUCAUCGAUUCCACCGCCGAUGCGACCCUCCUGGCGCAGUUCCACGAGGACGCUAUCAAGCAGGCUGGUGUGGGUUACUUUCAAAUAUUUGCUGCUUUCUGCACGGGCUUGAGUCUUGCAGCAGAUACCGUUGAAUUUUUCGUUGUUCCUUAUAUAUUGCCAAGUGCAGAGGUUGAAUUGUGCAUCGAGGACAAUGAGAAGGGAUGGCUCGGCAACAUUACUCUCGUUGGUCUUGCGUUGGGUGGAUUAUUCUGGGGUGGCCUUGGAGAUAGGCUGGGAAGACGUAGGUCCCUCCUAUCGGCCAUGUCCGUACACGUUCUGUUCAGUGGCGUUGCAACUUUUAUGCCUACCUAUGGUACUUUUAUGACGGCUAGAUUCUGCUCCGCACUUGGAGUAGGAGGAGCCGUGCCACUGGCAUUCGUGUAUCUCGCGGAAUGUUGUCCACGAUUAAGCAGGGGUCGCUGGACGGGAAUACUCGUAGCAGCGUGCGCGUUAGGAGGCGUUUACGCCGCCCUCCUGGCCUGGGCAGUGGUACCUACGACAGGAGAGAUGGUGGUCUUGGAAAAUAAGGAACACUUCAGCGCUUGGCAUCGUUUCUUGUUGCUGUGUUGUCUGCCGGCGGUGUGCUCCACGAUCGGUCUUAUCUUUCUGCCCGAGAGUCCGAGGUAUCUCAUAGAAGCCGGUCGGGACGUGGAAGCGAUGAUGGUUUAUCAGAGGAUAUAUAAAAAAAAUAAUGCACGGAAAGGUGCAACAGGUGCUCAGUAUCAACUCUCUGAACUGGAACUCCCGACUAAGAGACCGCGCGGCCUGGCGCCGCCGUCUCCGAGCAAUCACACCAGUGUUCUGGCGGAUAUAAUAUAUUCGAUCGAGAUGUUUUGGAAUUCUUUUCUGGAGUUAUUCGCGACACCCCACUUACGUGUAACUCUGGUCCUGUUGAUUAUCUGGUCCGUUGCUUCAUUCAGCCUUUACGGUCUCAUGAUAUGGUGUCCGGAAUAUCUGAAACUCCUGCGAGCGAUGGAAUACGAAGCGCACACCGAGCACUUUUACAAGAUGGACUACAACGACACGACUUUCACUGGCCCCUGGGAAAAUCGCCAGUACAAGGACUCCACGUUCUUGAAUUGCAAAUUCACUAAGAUGAUAUUCAGCCACGUCGACUUUGACAAUUGUACCUUCCAAUCGGUGGAGUUCAGUAGCAUUAAGUCUAGCAAGACCCAUUUCAGGGACAGCGUUAUUGUAUAUUCAAAAUUUGUUGACACAGACUUGUCCGCGCAAGUUUUCACCAGAUGCAAGUUGGAAAAUAACACGCAAUUAAGUUUAAGCGGGUCCUGCCCGACACUCGAUCUGGAUUACAACAUUUAUAUCGAGGAAGCGUUGCAUGCUCAUCUCGUUGCUCAACUGGCGUUCGUGCCCGCAGCUGCACUGGCGGGCCUGGCACUUACCGUUCUCCAGCGACCAAAACUAAUUGGUCUUUCGCUCUUUUUCUCUUCCUUUGCUGCCUUGUGUUUGGUGCUGAUCCACAAGAACAGUUCGGCAGUUCUUAUUUUCGAGGGUGGCUUCAUAGCCCUCUUUGCCGGUGGCUGGACAUCGCUGACAUUAGUGACGGUCGAGAGUUUCCCCACGCAUCUACGAUGCACCGGUUUUGGGAUUAUAGCGGCGGCUAUAAGAAUAUUUGGUCUGAUAGGAACCACGACAUAUCAGACGUUGGUGGACAUGCCACUAAUCGCGCCCGCACUACUGACCGCGCUGGCAUUACUGAUCGGCAGCGUUGUAACUUUCAAAUUGCCUCACACUCAUACCGUUUUCUUGUAAGCUUUCUAUCAGGUAGGCAGGAAUGCAUAUAUAUUUGAGACUAGAGAUUUGCUAUCGCACAUCAGGCGAACUUACGAGGAACGCGGAGAUUGGACUCUCAAAGAUUAAUCAUGAAUGCGUGAAAAAGACAGAAGAAGAGGCAUAACUGUAUCCCUCAUCCUUAGGAUUCGUUCAAGAGACACGAUGUUCAAGACAUGUCAAUAAUUUAUUGAUCAAAAGGAGACAAUUUUUUAGAUGACGAGACUUUGUACAAACUGACAUAUCCUAAGUAAUAAUGGAGAUAAGCACUCGCAUAUUUGAAGCGCACAGAACGCCCGUGGUAACUUUAGCUCGUUAACAGCUCGGAAUUGGACAGUACUCUUGCAUCAGAAGCGAAUGAUGCUACGCGAUGAAUUGAUCAACGUUCAGAGGAAAAGGAAUGGGAUAUUCGAAGGUAUCGAGUGGUACACGGCGUUUCCAUACGCGAGACACCCUUAAACUGUAUAAUUACCUCACUGUUUUGAUCCUGAUGAUUAAACAGUGACGCAACCAUUGAGCAAGAAAUGUGAAGGAUACAGACACACACGUGCAACUAUUUUAAUAAGGCGUACGCCGUAAAACGUGUCAAUUUUAAUUGAUAGAGGAUGCACGGUCAUCCAUAAUGAUAUACAGGGUGUCUGACAAGUAAGGGACCACCUUAAAGGUGGAAGUAGAUAGGGUCAAACUGAAGAUAAAAGUCCUAUAUCAUUUUGCAAAAUUCCCAAUAGUUAUUGAGUAAUUAAUUAAAAUGUCUAAACGAAUGAGCGCGUGAACAGCGCAGGCCGAACUCGGCCGGCAUGUAAAAUGGUUUACCUACUUGAUCUCUUAGCAACGAUGAGAGCGGCGAGCGAGGCGUGACAUAUGAUACCGCGCCGGGAAAUAAUUGUUGUUUAGAUAUUUUAAUUACUCAAUAAUUAUUGCGAAUUUUGCAAAAUGAUAUAGGACUUUUAUCUUGCAUUUGACCCUAUCUACUUCCAUCUUUAAGGUGGUCCCUUACUUGUCAGGCACCCUGUAUAUAUAUAUACAUGUACAUAUAUACACGCACACAUCUCAUACAUGGGUGUGUUUAUAGUAUAUAUAUAAAUCAUGUAUAUUACGGAACAUUAAUUAGAGGUUCUCGUGUAUCAAUAGUGCAGUUUGAUAUCUCAAUUAUUAUUCCGGGACGACACGUCCCCGAAGAUAAAGUACGCAGCUCUCACUUUUGAUCGAUGGGUCAAACGAUACCAAUACAUGAUACGAAACUUUGAUACGCGCUCCGAUAUAAUUUGCAGAAAACAUCUAUAUUUGUUCAACCGUGAUCACGCGGAACGUUAUAAAGAUCUUACGCACGAUGAUGUGUACAGCAACAAAGUUUCAUGCGUUCUUGCGGAGAAGAUUCAGAUGAGAAGGGACUCGCUCCGUACGCGGAAAACAUUCCUACGUACAGGAAGUAACUAAGCAACUGUGUAUUCAGUACUUCUGCUUUUUAAACAAUUUCUUAGUACGCAUUAGGUCUAUUAGGCGCUAGAAUUCCGCUAAUUUGAUAACUGAAAGAGAACAAAAGAGAGGCAUUAUUCACGUAAUGUAAACGCUGCCGUAUGAAACCUCAAUUCCUAGAUAAAGACUUUCGAGCGAAAAAAUAGAAAAGAUUCAGCUUUAUAGUGUAAAAAAAAAUCCAAGAGAUUAUCGCCUCUAGUCAACGUUAAUCGUCUUUAAGCUUACGAUACGAUCAAUUAUGGACAUACGUCUGACUCUUCAAUGAUAUAACAAAAUGUAGGACGUUAUUUUCUACAAGCAAAAUCAGAACUACACUCUCUGCAUAUAUGAUACCUGUAAUCUGUAAUACUUGAGAAAAGUUUACUAAAGUUUUAUUGUCGCUGACGACGGAUGAAACUGACAGGCUGAAACAACAUAAAAAGAGUUCCUUGAGAGAGAAAAAGAAAAAAUGAGAGGCAAUCGACUUCUAGGCAAUAAGGAAAGCUCGACGAAAGUUCGAUGUAACCACGUUUCAUUCUCGCAUGCUGCACGUGAAACCUGGAGGGAACACUUGGUCGAGUCUUUCAGGAGUUUAUCGAGACAGGAAAUAGCUGCUGUCGGCAGAUUUAAUAGAAUAAAUGUUACGUCCCAUCACGGUUAGUGAGUUUUUUCAUAUCAGAUUGUUGGUAAUCUAUAUACACACACACACACACACACACACAUAGACACAAGAGAUUAAUAUCCAGACCGAGAUUCACAGAUGUCUGGCUGGGAGGAAGAAGCAAAAGUAGAAACGAAAAGAUUUUUCAUUUGGCCAAUAACUGCGAACGUCAUUACACAUUCCAGCGAUUGUUCGGUCUAGUACUAUUUAUGUAUCAUUGAUGACGAUUUUUAAAAUUUAUUUUUAAUAAAAAUAUUAAUAGAAAUCGUUCGUUUCUGCUUGGGAAAGUUAUGAUUAUCAUAGACUGGAUCACAAGACGAGUCGGGUCGGUGUCGUUGUUGCGAGUAUUCCAAGUUAUUUCAAAAUUUGUAAAAUUGGACACGUUCACGAAACAUUAUCGGGACCACGUGACGCCCAUGCCGGAUACUUUUCAUAUCAGAAGUUGAAUGCAGUGUAAGAAUGACGUUUGUUUGAUGUAACAACGACGCUGGCACACACUGGCAUCAGUAUGAUGUAAUUAAUUCUGCUACAACACUCAAGUUUUAUCAUCAUCCAUAGAUAUAUAUGUAUUACAUUUUACUCGACAUAUCAUACUUAUGCACUCUAGAUUUAUAGCUCUUAGUCGGACUAUAUUGAUUAGAACGCGCACGUAAAAGGGAUACGUAACAGUGAUCGUGUGAAAUCACUCUCGGGCAACGUAGACUGAUCGAUUAGAGGAUGUGCCGAGGCACCAUUUCCCAAACUUAGAUUUCUUCAGCGAGAUUUCUUGCGUUUAGCUAAAUAUAGCGUUUAAUGUGUAUAGUUUUAUGUUAUACAAAAAGAUUAUCAAUUGAUCGAACUGUGAAGAACAGCGCCACGAAAUUAUAAUACUCGUGCAAUCCGGUCGAACGUAAUUCGGCGAGUACUUUAUUAACUAAGUUAAGUAUUUAUUAUUUACUGUCCGUAAAAACAAGCGUACAUUGGACUGUAGUUGAUGCAGAGGAUCAGUUGAUAAUCACUACGUCACAUACAGACUGCUUCUUAUAUUGUUAAUUUGGAAAUUAUUUAAUUAAUUAAGGUCUCUUUUUAAUCGACAAUGAUAUGAAAAAUAUCUUAAAAUACUUGAUUUCUUUUUGAGAAAUUUCUUACAUUUUGUUGUGUGUUUUGACUGAUCACUUAGCUUAUAGUACUUGUGAUAUGAGAAUAAAGGUAUUCCGUGACGAAAUUUUUACGCGAAAUUCUAAGAAAUACACGAGAAUGCGACAGAUGUUUUCUAAAACUGUUACUGCGAAAUUCUUAUAUCUAUCGAAAUUAAUUGACAAAAUGUAUAUAAUUAUUUUUGACGAGUGCGAAAUUAUAUACAGCAAUAGUAUACGUACACGAUACUAAUAAAUCAAGUGCAGCCAUGUGGAAAAAUUGCAUUCACAAAUUCACAUAUAAGAAAAGACAUCUUAAUAUUACUGUUAUCACUACUUCGUAUAUUAAUAUACUUAGCAUAUAAUAGGAUAGGAAAAUCAAUUUCACACUUUUCCUCUCAGAUUUUAUCAUUUUUGAGCAUAGCUGUCAUGUAGCAUAAUUUCCAUAGACAUAUAUCUAUACGUGCAUAUACAUAUGUGUCUAUGAAAGUUUUACGGACAUUUUAUUUCUCGGAAACAAUUGAGAGAAAGGCAUAUUCCUCGUUGUUACUGAAGAUUUAGACAUAUAACAAAUUUUAUAAACUAUAAAUUAAUUAAUUUAAAAUAAUUUAUAUAUAACUGUUAUGCACUCUCUUUAGGCUCGUUACUCUAUUAUUAUACGGAAUAUAAAUAUUAUUUUUUUUUAUAUUAAAAUCUUUUAACAUCUUAAAGUAUUUAUUAAGUAAUGAUCAAACAAAUUUUAUUCCGGAAAAUUAUUAAUCCAAGAGAGGCUAUAUAUCAUAAUAUCUUUAGAAUAUAUAUAUUUUUUGAUAUAUAUAUAUAUAUAUAUAUAUAUAUAUCAAAAAACAUUACACUGUGUACAAGUGCAACUAUUAAUUUAUUUAUAUUGUAGCGAUUAUUGAUAAAAUUUAUGUUUAAUACAACUCGUUCUAUUCGUUUUGUUAUCAUUCAGUUAAUCUAUUUGUACAUACAUAAUUCUUAGGCUAAUUUCACGCAGAUCGAUUUAUAAUGUCUAGCCAUAUGGCAUCGGCUGGAAUAACGUGGCAUUAUGCUUCAUUUUGCUCAGUAUGUCUACAAGAUUAAACGAAAGCGAGAUUAAAAGUGAUCCUUCAAGCUAUCAUUUCGUUGGUUGGAGGAUAAAAAGAGAUUUUUAUUCAUCCCUCCGAAAAUAUUCUGCGUAACUCCCCAGGUAACAAGGUGAUGUCUUAAUGACAUCACCUUGCUACUUGGGUUGGAAUAGGAUGUCAUUUGCAAGAUGGAUCGGACGAGUGCAUUUGAAAAAAAGCAAACAAUAUGCAGCGAGACGAUACAUAACGAUCAUUUGAUAAAUCCCGCCGCUUUUUAAAAAUUCUUUUUGGUUGAAAUGUGCGAGAGUGACCGAAAAAACAAAGGAUUCCAAAUUUAUGCGAAAGUUUGUUACAUAUCGUUCGUUUCUACUAUGUACAUCUGCAAAUGAGUCUUACUUUUCCCUCGACUGAAGCGACAAUGUUUGAGAAUGACAAAACAGUUUCGGAGUAGUUCGUUUACGUUUUGAUCUCAACAUAUAUAAUUUUCAUAUGAUAAAAGUCGUGGUGCGCGACUAGAUUUAAAGUUAAGCUACGAAAUGUAUGAAUGGCAUAAAUGAAAAUUUUAUUGAAUCUAAAA
Messenger RNA from Ooceraea biroi (clonal raider ant), 6906 nucleotides. RefSeq names its product synaptic vesicle glycoprotein 2B. Gene Ontology annotation, biological process: transmembrane transport. Gene Ontology annotation, cellular component: membrane. Gene Ontology annotation, molecular function: transmembrane transporter activity. The record is from RefSeq and is a predicted model, not a curated record. NCBI's taxonomy places the organism in Eukaryota, Metazoa, Arthropoda, Insecta, Hymenoptera, Formicidae.